CCCUCGCACAACUAUCACCGCCUUGAGCAGCCUUUCACUCCACACGUUCUCCGUCCAGCACAGGCAUUGUCAGGCCAUGCAUUACUGCACCUAGCUUUUGUCUUGAACUUUCCUCUCACGCGCCUCACUCCGCCGACAAUUUGGUGCUGGAUCGUGCUGUGCACUACGCCAUCACACCCACCUUCCACCCUCCACCACAAACUACUACUUACUGUACUACCACCACCACUACCAUCACACAUACGCACCUACUGCAGCGCGCCUUUCCUUCAUUUUUGGACCUGCAGUUAAGCAAGCAUCCUCUGCUAGCACCAUCGCACACUUACGCCUGUUGUUGCCGCAUUCUCUUCCUUUCUCAUUCUCUUUGCCCUCUUGCCCUUCGCGCCAGACGGGUGAGUGAACACCAUCUCGCAACGACGCUCUCUCGAGCAUUUCGCGAUCCGAUCCACCAUCAUGUCGACGGCCGUCGCACCCUCGCACGCAAAUCCUCCCGCUGCCUCCGCCGCCGCCGAACGACAGAUCUCGCCGCGACAAUUUGCUUCGAUUGCGCCCUCCGCUCCCACAUCCUCGGCGCAUUCGAACAGCCAUGAGCCCUCAGCGAAGCGCGCAAGGAGCAAUGAUUCACCAGAGAUUGCUGGAGAGCGAUCGCUUGCGAAUAGCAAAAGCUCGCCUCUGUCCUUCCGCACUGGCAUGUCGUCUGCCACUAGAGUGAAGAAAGAGCCUGGCUCGCCUGCAGCGCCCUCUUCUCGACCACGACCCAAGCGACUCGAUCUUUCGUCCAGUUCUUCCGCCGCCAUAAGUCGUGCUCCGCAUACCGCUCGACCAGCUCCACCGCUCACCUCGCGAGAAUUGGCUGGAUUGGCUAUUCAGGAUGUGGGGAUCGCAUGCCUCUCGCCAGGCUUUCAGACGAACGAUCCGAGCAUGCGUGAGCAGUUGCAAAGGAGUCUCGAUGUGCGGGAUCACCAAAGACAGAUAAUUGAAGCACGCCUACAGGGAGCCAAGCCAGGGAGCUCACAUGAUAGCGAAGGCGCUCGGACGCAGGAUGGUCAUUCUUUGGGCGGACAUGCCGGUGCGAGGGUAUCUAGUAAUCCUCGUCGGAAAGGACCGCCGCCCGGUCUGUCAAUCAAUGCGCCGUCAGCUGCUCAAUUUGCGAACGAUCGUGUCAUUCAGUCCGCUCCACUCCAUCAGACGUUCACAGGUCUCCGACCUGGUGAGUACCCGCAUACUCGUCAUGUUCAACACGGCCCGAGUGGUCUCAGCCAUAGCAGCCAUGUCAACAAUCCCCAGCCGCCGCCUCAGACGAACAACCGACUGCCGCCCAUAUCGGACGUCUUCCCAAACGACCGACUCGAAGCGUCGCGAGGUCAUAUGAAUGGUUCUCCACGUGGCUCCCAUAUUGCACCUCCUGCACCAUCGCCAGGCUUCCCACCACCGCAAUUUCAGGCUCCUCCUCCCAGUACUCGCGGUCGAGAGUUCCGCUCCUCAGAAGAAGCUAUCCAAGGCAUGGCAGGCGGCCGCGAAGACAUGCUUCCCAAGCGCAUUCACUAUGGAGGUGUUCAACCGCCAACUCCACCUUCACCCAUGCCUCACGCCCAGUACCAGCGUGGUGCGCCGUCAGCGCACGCGUCUUACCGUCCUCAGUCGAUUAAUGGCCGCCGUCGCGGCCGCGAUGAAUAUGAGCGCGACCAGGGAAGCUCCCCACCAACCGGCCCCGCCCCAUCCGGACCCUCGUCUUAUCAUUCAAGGUUUGGCGCGCAUGCCGCCGAACCGCGACACCCUCAUGCGACAGUGGCUAAGAAGGAGGAAUUCAUGCGCUUGAUGGAGAGAGCAUGGGACCUGUUCCACUCAUGA
This is a messenger RNA of Dissoconium aciculare CBS 342.82, 1851 nucleotides long. RefSeq lists its product as uncharacterized. The transcript has 4 exons. Lineage: Eukaryota; Fungi; Ascomycota; Dothideomycetes; Mycosphaerellales; Dissoconiaceae. The record is from RefSeq and is a predicted model, not a curated record. Bases 454 to 1851 code for a protein of 465 amino acids.